This is a messenger RNA of Ixodes scapularis (black-legged tick), 1508 nucleotides long. Its product is annotated as D-ribitol-5-phosphate cytidylyltransferase. The record is from RefSeq and is a predicted model, not a curated record. Gene Ontology annotation, biological process: protein O-linked glycosylation via mannose; isoprenoid biosynthetic process. The transcript is spliced from 2 exons. Lineage: Eukaryota; Metazoa; Arthropoda; Arachnida; Ixodida; Ixodidae. Gene Ontology annotation, molecular function: D-ribitol-5-phosphate cytidylyltransferase activity; 2-C-methyl-D-erythritol 4-phosphate cytidylyltransferase activity. The coding region runs from base 363 to 1061 and encodes 232 amino acids. Gene Ontology annotation, cellular component: cytosol.
AAAGCUGGCAAAGCCGCAAAGCCGUUUAGCAUCCAUCCACCCAUCCAAUGGGCAUUUGAAUGGCGAUGUGUUGGUUGUGGCCAGUGGUAGCUAUGGUUGUGGUUUUGUAGCGUUGUUGAAGAUCCAACGACUUGGCACGGUGAUCAGUGAUCAGCGCACACUCGGCACUCUUCUGCACUCAGGCAUCGAAACGCUUCAAGUCCUUGAAGUGACGUGUUCGUGAAACCGCUACUCUUUAUACAACAGGCCAGGUAGUGUUCGUCCAGUGCCUGGUUCGGCAUUUCUCCGGUUUCUCUAUCAAAACAAACAAAGUGCAGCGCGCUUCUUUUUUUUUUUUCCCCUCUUUCUUCCAUUUGCGAAGCAUGGAAACUGUUGUAAGUGUUGUGCUGCCGGCAGCUGGAACCGGCGAAAGAAUGAAUAUUGCGACCCCAAAACAGUUUUGUGAAGUGCAGGGAAAACCACUUGUGUUUCAUACAAUCGAAGCAUUCCUUGCGUACAACUGGAUCUCCGAUGUCGUUAUCGUGUGCGCCCCGGAUCAGCUCUCCGCAAUGGACUGUAAAUUGAGAGCCAACAAUUUAUAUCCGAAGGUGAAACUUGUAGUGGGUGGAACAACGAGGCAUCGGUCGAUAUACAACGGUAUUGUGCACAUGAAGCAACAUCCGCCAGACAUCGUGGUUAUCCACGACGCAGUUCGGCCGCUGGUCCCAGCAAAGGUUCUGGAGCAGGUGGUACACGAAGCGAAGCUUCACGGUGGAGCGGGACCAGUGGUGCCUCUUGUGUCCACAGUCGUCAAAAUGACCAGCAAAGGAUUUCUCCAAGAGUCACUGGACCGGUCUAAGUAUGCAGCAAGCGAAACACCCCAAGCAUUCCGGUACCCUCUGCUGCUAGAAGCCUAUGAAAGCUGUACUGAGGAAGACUUUGAUUGUGGCACAGAAUGCCUUGCUCUUUUACUCAAGUACUGCGGUGUGCAGGCGAAGCUUGUGCCUGGCUCCGACGAGCUCUUUAAGGUUACCUACUCAAGAGACCUUUACGCUGCAUCUGGUAUGCUUAAGAGUAGUUAGCUUGCAUGGUUAAGGCCCGUUUACAGACUUGCAACCAAGUACGACCGAGAGAGACGAGACGUGUUGAAACCUCUUAAAAUUUUUUAAGAUGAGAAAACACACUGGCAUGCUGACGCCACCUAUGUGGUGACCCUGGAACUGCAUUUCACAAGAGCGAAGGUUUUGCGGGAUUUCCGAGGUCAGAUGUGUGUAAUAGCUACGAGAAACGCUCGUUUAUAACGUUGAUAAAAGUUUUUCGAGGCAAGAUAAGGAGGAUAAUGCACGAGAAAUAGAAAAUAUGCCAGACCACCAAGACCCAAUAGAUGGCGCGAGUGUGUCCUCUCGUCAUACGAUAUUAAGAGGUUCCAAGGCGCUCGGUUCCAAGAGGUCGCAAGUGUGUGAACAAGCCUUUAAAGUGGAGCCCAGACUGAAUGGCAAGGCAUUAAAAUGAUGUAACUUUUUUUUUUU